GCCGCGCCACGGCGAGCGGUGGCGAGAGCACUACUUUGAGUUUUGCGGCGACUGGGCCGAGCGCGCCUAUCGCACUGCCGGGCGUGUCCUGCUCAAGGCUCGCACCUCACCAGCCCUCGCCCCGAGCCUCGCCCUCAUCCAACUACCCACGAACACAGCGGUGUCACGGAGUCGAGGUGUCGCUCCCGCCUCACGCCGGGACCUUGCCGCAGAUCGACGGGGCGUGGCACGACGCGACACCCAUGCUCUUAGACCACCCGGGAGGGCCGGAGCUGCUCGCCGCGUCUGCCGGCCGCGACGCGACGCAGGCGUUCGAGUACACCAACCACUCGGACGAUGCGCGGCGCCAGCUGCGCCGGCUGCAGCUCGAGGCGCAGCCGCCCUCUGGCAACCUACUCGCCUCCACGCAGCGCAGCGACGCGCGGAGGCGCGAGGCGAGGCGCGCGCCGGCGCUCACGUCGCACCGCCAGACUCAGUGCAUGCAGAUGCUGCAGCGCUGACGCGCGCGGCGCUGAAGAGGCCCGCAGCACGGGGCGGCAGCCCGGCCGCCCACGCGCCACGCCGCCCAACUCCCCUUGCCUUCUUGAGGAAGGCACGGGAAUUGAUGAUUUAUAUCCAAAGAGUUCGUGCCUUGUUAUCAAAAAGUAAAAAGGAAGAA
Molecule: messenger RNA, 658 nt
Organism: Emiliania huxleyi CCMP1516
Lineage: Eukaryota; Haptophyta; Isochrysidales; Noelaerhabdaceae
Exons: 1
Coding region: 243-500 (85 amino acids)
Source: RefSeq, a predicted model, not a curated record